Molecule: messenger RNA, 1945 nt
Organism: Brassica napus (rape)
Lineage: Eukaryota; Viridiplantae; Streptophyta; Magnoliopsida; Brassicales; Brassicaceae
Product: E3 ubiquitin-protein ligase RZF1
Biological process (GO): protein ubiquitination
Cellular component (GO): cytoplasm
Molecular function (GO): ubiquitin protein ligase activity
Source: RefSeq, a predicted model, not a curated record
UUGAGUUUGUUUCUCUUAAUCUAAGUUACUGUGUCGUGAAUCUUAGUUUUUUUUUUUGUAAUUUCGUCGCUGAAAUUCAUUUUCUUGUUGUAUAGUUGGAUCAUUGGAUCUGAUUUGCUCAAAACUUCUUUGCAUAUAAGGUGCAUUAAGGAUUUAAGAUCUGGUUUUUGAUUCUUCUUAUUCGUAUCAGAGAUUUUUCGAUUGCUAUAGAUCGUUUGCAUUGUUCUUACUUCGUGGUUUCUGUUUCAAUGCAGCCGGAUACAGUAUGGCUCUAGGGCUGUCUCGAGAUUUUAGGGAGAUUUUAAACAAUUUAGUAAAAUUUUAGUUUAAAAAAAUUGGUAAAUUGUUACAAAAAAAAGUUUUUUUUUUGUAAAAAAAAAUGGUGCAAAUUUUAAAAGUUUUUUUUUUUGUAAAUUUGGAAGCAAUUUCUGUGUAAACUAUUUCUUAAAUUUUGGAGGACAUUUUGUUAAUGUUUCACUAGGCUGGCUAUAUAUGCUCAGGACCAUCUCUGUAUGGCUCAUUUAGAAAUAUUCUAGCUAGCUCGAAAGUGGUUGAAUCAUGACUGAUCACGGAUAGGUUUGAAAACUUUUAAUGCUGAUGCAUUAUGUGUUAGAAUGUUCUAGAAGGCCUGAGUUUGUUGAGGGAGGUUUUGGUGAAACAGGUGUUUCUAAAGUUUUUUUUUUUUGUUUGCUAAAUUACAUUUUGAUUUUGUUGUAUGGUGAGAUAAGCUUAGAAAGUAUGCAUUGGCCAAAGCCUCUUUGGUUUACCAACUUAACAAGUUAGCAUGGGUUUGGUGACCCAGCUCUCCUACUUGAUCUUUGCAGGGCUAUUAACUCGUACCUGAGCCGUAGGGAGAUUGUCGUGAGGAUGUCUAGUGGUCGAAACACACACUGGUGUCACAGAUGCCAACGUGGUGUUUACCUUCGUGGUCGAGACUCUCUCUCUUCCUAUUGUGGAGGAGGGUUUGUCGAGGAAAUCGAUGUAACGCCUCAUAGUAGCACCUUAGAUAUGCUUAGAGCUCACAGAGAUGUUGAGCGUGAUCCAACGUUUGAUCUCAUGGAAGCUUUCUCAGCUUUUAUGAGAAGCCGUUUAGCGGAAAGAAGCUACGACCGUGAAAGCUUUUCAAGUAUAGCUCCUUUCUUGAUCUUUGGUGGCCAAGCUAAUAAUCAUACUGCAGUGGAAGCUUUAAUCAACGGGUCACCAGCCAUUGGUAUCACUCGUGGCAACAACACCAAUGCUGGAGACUACUUUUACGGACCGGGUCUUGAAGAGUUGAUUGAGCAGCUUUCGUCAGGGAUUAGUCACCAUAGAGGUCCACCACCUGCAGCGAAAUCAUCUAUUGAUGCAUUACCAACAAUCAAGAUCACACAGAAGCAUCUCAAGUCGUCAGACUCUCACUGUCCGGUUUGCAAAGAGGAGUUUGAGUUGAAGUCAGAAGCAAAACAGAUGCCGUGUAAACAUGUGUAUCAUUCUGACUGUAUCGUCCCGUGGCUGGUUCAGCAUAAUACGUGCCCUGUUUGUCGUAAAGAGUUACCAUCAAGAGGUUCGUCUUCAAGCACACAGAGUGAUCAGAACAGAAGUACCAGUAGAAGAAGGAACCCUUUCUCCAGUCUCUGGCCAUUUCGCUCGUCUAGCGCAAGCUCUACACAAAACCGCAGAGAUACAAACAACAAAGCCAAUACAGAAGAAGGCCAGUAUACUCAUCACCAUCAUCACCAGCAUCAGCAACAACAAUCCAAUAUGGGUUAUAGUGGAUGGCCUUUUGACUAUUAACUCUUGGUUAAGCCUUUGUAUCUCACUUUGGUCUUUCGUAUUUUGUUCUAACACUUUGUCUUAUUCUGCUGUCUUUCAUUUAAUGGUAGAUCUUAUCUUUAUGUGGAUUAUGGUUUAUCAACUUUGUUUUUUAAUUUAAUGGAUUAUAGAUAUCACACAUGUUAGCAUGUUA